Molecule: messenger RNA, 1600 nt
Organism: Panicum virgatum (switchgrass)
Lineage: Eukaryota; Viridiplantae; Streptophyta; Magnoliopsida; Poales; Poaceae
Product: formimidoyltransferase-cyclodeaminase-like
Exons: 3
Coding region: 423-1397 (324 amino acids)
Molecular function (GO): transferase activity; folic acid binding
Source: RefSeq, a predicted model, not a curated record
UAAAUACCAGGGAUUGAUUGAAUGGAUGAUGACGUGCCAAAUAUAAUACCAUGGGCUUAUAAAACCAAACAAAUUUGAGUGAUGGCAUGCUGCUGUGGAUCUCAAGAUAAUCAACCUUGCUAAGUCGCCCCUUGUGGUUCGUGAAUCGUGAUGCAGGGGGCGCCGACUGGCUGAUGAUGAGUCAGAAAGCUGAUAAGCACAUGCUGCGUCCUUGCAAAUUACAUGGCCUCGGGCUGGGACCUAUGCUGCACUUGACUCGCAAAAAAAAAAAGUAACCAGAGCACAAAAAGGGUUCCUAGCAAGUACCCCCACAUGAUGCGUAUCUCGAUAUAAAAGGGCCCUUGUUCAAUCAACGAGCAGGAACCGGCACUCAUUGAGGAACCACACGCGGAGAAAGGGGGGAGACCAAGAAGAAGCAAGCCAUGGAGCUCAAUCAAGCAGACGAGGUUCUAUCUUCUCCGCUUGCUCCAAAUGCAAAGGACAAUCUCAGCAUGAUGCACUCAAAGUUUAUCGGCUGCAAGCUCUACAUUUCUGAAAGCCGCAAUCCCACGGCUAUUGCCGCAAUUGAUCUUGCAGCGAAGACUGAUCCUCAGGUUGCGGUGCUAAGCAAGUUCGAAGAUAGUCUCUACAACCGCGUACGCUACACACUUGUCUCCUAUAUCAUUGAUGGCAGCUCAACUGGUGAAGUGAUAUAUAGUCCAAUCAGGAAGGUAUUGUUGGCGAUGAUGGAGGCUGCAUUUUCAGCCAUAAACCUCGAAUCGCACUCCGGUGCUCAUCCUAGAAUGGGUGUCAAUGAUGACCUGUCCUUCCACCCCUUGGGUCAAGCCACAAUGGAGGAUGCAGCUUACUUGGCUAAGCAGGUGGCUUCAGACAUUGGCAAUGAUUUUCAAGUGCCGGUGUUCCUCUAUGCAGCAGCCCAUCCCACAGGCAAGCCUGUAGGUGCAAUAAGGCGUGAGCUCGGCUACUACCGGCCCAAUCACAUGGGCAACCAGUGGUCAGGUACCAUGCUCCCUGAUGUUCUGCCAAUUAAGCCUGAUGAGGGUCCAACCAAUGUUUCUUCUGAAAGAGGGGCCACAACAGUUGGCGCGACACCUUUUGUUGAGGCAUACAAUGUGCCAGUGCUCUCAAAGGAUGUUGCAACUGUGAGGCGGAUUACUCGAAGACUAAGCGGACGCGGUGGAGGGCUUCCGACUGUGCAAGCUCUUGCGCUUCCCCAUGGUGAUGAUUGCACAGAGAUCGCAUGCUUGUUGGAUCCAGAUCAUGUCAGUGCCUAUCAAGUUCAGACCGUGGUUGAGCAGAUUGCAGCAGAAGAAGGGCUCGAAGUUGAGAAGGGGUACUUCACUGACUUAACUAAGGACAGGAUGCUUGACAAGUACUUGAAGAUAACUGCUGAUUGAUAUGAAUGUAAUAGAACUUUGUGCGACUGACUAACCCAGAUGAAUCAUGCAUGUUUAUAAUUGCAACUUGCAAGCAUGCUGCUCUUUAGUGGUGGCUCCAGACUGCAUCAGGAACCAGUUCUGCCUGAUUUUUUUUGCAUAUGUAAAUCCUGGAAUUUUAGCAAUAUAGCACAUCAGAAAUGGAGAGCUCUGGUGUGAAGCAA